This is a messenger RNA of Phytophthora infestans T30-4, 2009 nucleotides long. RefSeq lists its product as uncharacterized. NCBI's taxonomy places the organism in Eukaryota, Oomycota, Peronosporomycetes, Peronosporales, Peronosporaceae. Gene Ontology annotation, cellular component: plasma membrane; endosome; clathrin vesicle coat. The transcript has 7 exons. Bases 84 to 2009 code for a protein of 641 amino acids. Gene Ontology annotation, biological process: endocytosis. Gene Ontology annotation, molecular function: phospholipid binding; clathrin binding. The record is from RefSeq and is a predicted model, not a curated record.
UGGGAGCCGCUCGCACUCCUCGACCAGGCCAAGGCGGCACACACCCGAGAGAGAGAGAGAGAGCAGAAAGCACAGGCGCAGCCAUGGAUCGCUUCGCGCUGGACAAGCUCAAGAAUGUCAUGGACGAUGCGAAGAGUGCCGUCAAGGCCAAAAUGGGCACAGAUGUAGAGCGCAAAAUGGAGGAGGCGCUUUCUAAUAAGAACUGGGGCGCGUCCAGCACGCUGCUCAACGAGAUCUCGCAGCUCACCUACGACUAUGAGGCCUAUGGAGUCAUUAUGCGCAAGAUCUGGGAGGCUCUAGACGCCGAGGGCCGCCAGUGGCGCGCCGUAUACAAGGCACUAAGUCUGCUAGAACACCUGAUCAAGAACGGUACGGAGCGUGUGAUCGAGAACGCGCGCGACCACAUGUUUAAGCUGCGUCACCUCUCGGGCUUCUCCUACCACGACGGAUCUGUCGACCGUGGCAACGGAGUUCGCGACAAGGCCAAGCAGCUCGUGGAUAUGCUGAAUGACAAUGAUAUGAUCCGUACGGAGCGCGAGAAGGCUGGACGUCUGCGCAACAAGUAUGUGGGUAUUGGCAGUGGCGUCGGCGGUGGAAUGGGAGGGGGUUACAGUGGCAGCAACAGCUACAGCGGAGGAGGCGGCGGUGGUGGCUACAGUGGAGGAGGUGGUGACGGCUACAGUGGAGGUGGUGGUAGCAAUAGCUACAGCGGGGGAGGAGGAGGUUAUAGUGGAGGCGGUAGCAACAGCUACAGUGGAGGUGGCAGUACGAGUUACAGUGGCGGUGGAGGAGGCUAUAGCAGCGGCAGCAGAGGCUACGGAGAUAGCGACUCGAAGGGUUAUCAGGACACCAAGGACAAGAGCUACUCUAGUCGCUACGCUGAUGACGACCGUGAUAACGGGAGCGAUGAGUCCGAGUCCGAGGAGGAAGUGCGCUCGAAGCGACGAACGGCGUCGUCGAAGCGGAAGGCGGCUGCGAAGAAGAAAGAGGAGCCCGAGCCAAAGCCUGCAACAAAAGCACCUUCAGCAGAGCCCUCCCUUCUGGACAGUGACUUCUUCAGUGCCGCUCCGGCUGCAGCACCCGUAGGAAACACAUUCGACCCGUUCGCUCCGGCUCCCGCUGCUCCUGUUGUUGCACCCCAAACUGCAUCAUUUGCUGCCUUUGGAGGCGCCGCCCCCGCCCCUCAGCAGUCUUUCGGCGCCUUCGGCACACAGCCGCAACAGCAACAAGCUUCGUUCAACGCCUUUGGAAACACCAGCGCCCCUGUUCAAGGAAACGCUCAGCAGUUUGCUGCUUUAUCAGCUGCACCAGCCCAGGAAGGCUUUAACGCAUUCGGGCAACAAGGCAACGCCGCAGCUCCCCCCGCCCCUGCGUUCAGCCAACAACAGCAGCAGUUCGGACAGUUCGGCGGUAUGCAGGGCGGUAUGCAUCAGCCUAUGCAGGGAGGCAUGAACAUGCAGCAGAACCGAACGGCUUCUAACCCUGGACGAAUGAACGCUGGUCCGCAGCCUGAGCAAAAGAAGAGCAACGAUGCGUGGGGGGCUGGCUCUUCUCUCGUUGAUCUCAACAACCUGAGCAGCUCUACGCGUAGCAACACCAGCAACGCAGGUCGUCCCGGUCAGCAGCAGCAACAGCAGCAGCAGCCCAACGCAAGUCGCAACAGCUUCAGUGGUCUGGAUACUCUUGCUGGUAUGCCCAGUAAGCCUGCGAUGGGAGGAGCUGGUGGGAUGAACCCCAUGGGCGGUGGCAUGAACUACGGCGGUGGCAUGGCCAUGAACCAGGGUGGAAUGCAGCAGCCGUAUGGCCAGAUGCAAGGAGGAAUGGGGAUGGGCGGCAUGCAGCCCCAAGCGAUGAUGGGAGCUAUGGGGAUGCAGCCAGGAAGGGAAAUGCAGCAGCCUGGAAUGGGUAUGAUGAACCAGGGAGGCUACGGUGGCAUGGGUGGCAUGCAGCAGCAGCAGCAACAACAGCGACAGCAGCAGGCAUUCGGCCAGUUUGGCAACUUUAGUUGA